Molecule: messenger RNA, 1047 nt
Organism: Helianthus annuus (common sunflower)
Lineage: Eukaryota; Viridiplantae; Streptophyta; Magnoliopsida; Asterales; Asteraceae
Exons: 1
Coding region: 1-1047 (348 amino acids)
Molecular function (GO): zinc ion binding; nucleic acid binding
Source: RefSeq, a predicted model, not a curated record
AUGGGAAAUAAAACCUACCGAGAGUAUGUUUCUCGUUUCAACGACAUAUCUCGACUGGUUUCUUAUUUAGCAUUGACUGAGGAACAACUGAUCAAUAGGUUUAUUUGGGGUCUACCCUCUGAAAUGAGGGUGUUUAUCAAAUCCAAAUCCCCCAAGACUUUUGCAGAAACUGUUGAGGCUGGCGCUGUCAUGGCUGCCGAGAUGAUUAUGCGGCAGGCUGAAUCUCCUGCACCAAAAAGGAAGUGGGAAGAAAGAAAGGGGGACACCCGGAAUAACAACUUUAAAAGGCCUAAAACAUUUCCUCAAUGUCAAAAUUGCAAACGCUUUCAUACAGGGGAAUGUCGUUUUCCUUGUCCAAAUUGUAAAAAGAUGGGUCAUGCUCUUCAAGAAUGCAAGGAAAAGAAGAAGUGUUUCAAAUGUGGAGACCCUAACCACAUGAGAUCUGAAUGUCCCGAACUCAAAAGAAAUGACAGGACACAACCAAAUCAGCCAAAAGGGCGUGCAUUUGUACUCACCAUGGAAGAAGCCAAAACCAAUACAGACGUUAUCACGGGUACGUAUCUCGUAAAUGAUGUAUAUGCGCGUGUGUUAUUUGAUGCCGGUGCAAAUAGAAGUCUAGUGUCAACUUCCUUUAGACCUUACUUGAACCAGGCAUCCCAAACUCUAGAUCAUGCCUUUACAGUAGAAAUGGCUGAUGGAAGUCAAAGAGAGAUAGUUGACAUUGUUAAGAAUUGUAAAAUAAGUUUAAACAACCAUGUUAUCCCUAUAGACCUAAUGCCUAUGGAACUUGGAGAAUUCGACAUAGUCAUAGGAAUGGACUGGUUGACACCAUAUCAUGCGGAAGUUAUAUGUGACAAAAGGAUCGUCCGACUCCGAUUACCCAACGGCAAACAGCUAACUGUAUCGGGAGACCGCACUGACAAGACUAAGAACCUCAUCACGAUAGCACAAGCACAUAAAUGCCUAAGGAAAGGGUAUGUUGCCUUUUUAGCAUAUGUCAUAAACACUACAGAAAAGCAGAAGGUCGAGGACGUGCCAGUAGUAUGA